Molecule: messenger RNA, 20178 nt
Organism: Spirodela intermedia
Lineage: Eukaryota; Viridiplantae; Streptophyta; Magnoliopsida; Alismatales; Araceae
Source: the annotation of a GenBank genome assembly
AUGGGUCGUAGAGUCGUCUCCGGCGGCUGUCACCUGGCAGAGCGGAAAAACGGCGACUUUGCGGCUCUCCGGCGGCUGUCACCCGACGAAGAGGAGCUGGAUGGAGGUGGGGCGCGUGUCAGGGAGCUUCAUCCUCAGGUCCGCGCAGCAAGAGGAGGCUCUUCAUCGCAUCUCGUAUGCUCUCAGGAGGUGGCGACUCGUCUCCUGGCGGAUCGUCCUCUUCCCGACGACGGCUUGUUCGUCGAUCAAUCGGAGAUCAUUUACUCGAUGGAUUCGCGAUCCUUUUAUCGCGAAUCGUUCAGCAAUUUUAGUAGCAAUACUCCGUGAAUCGCGUUGACGGGAUUUUCGCCGAUGAUCCAGCGAUUCUGGUUGCUUAAUCCUUCACUGGCGAUCUGCAAGAAAGUCGCGAUAAUUAGAUAAAAAGAUAUGAAUUUUGACUCUAGGAGGAUUCGAACCCGCGCCGGUCGCCCGCCUGUGAGGAAGGUGUGACGCGGGUUUAGUCCCACAUCGGUUGUGCGCCGAUUUUUCAGGCGAAUAUAUAGUAAUGUUAGCUUCGGAAGCAAAGUCACUUCUCUCGCGUGUACGACCACUCCUUGCCCCACAGCCGUCUGGCCACUGGUGACGUGGAAGGGGAGUGGCGCACAUGUGCCCCUAUCGGUCCAAGCUAAGCCGCUCGAGUCCCUGCUCGCGGCUACUCCCGACUGCGCUUCCGACCCGCUUGCGGGCCCGGCUGGCCGGCGGGUCCCCCCAUUUUGUAAUAUUUUUAUUUUUAUUUCUUGUUCUUCAUUUAUCUCAAAAGUAAGACUGUAAAAAUCAUAUAAAAUCACAUAAUUACCCAAAAAUUCACGUUAAUCAACUGAAAACCACUUUUCACACUUUAACACAAAUAUAAGUCUAUUUAUCAUGAGUUAAGGCUAAAACUAUAUUAUUUACUAAUUAUUAACUCAUGAUAAUGAAGACUUAUCACACCCCCCAACUUAAAUCAUUGCUAGUCCCUUAGCAAUGGAAUUACGAAAAUAAAAAUUUACAAAUUUCAAACAUCAUAUUUCAAUACAAAAAAAAUAAAAAUACAAUUAGAAAUGAUGCACCUUUAGACACUUUGGACUCUUAUAUCAAGUCUUUAAGAAUAAUGUCAAGCACUUAAAUGUUUAAACACUCCUUGGAAUAACAAUCUAGACUUCACUUCUUCUAUUCACAUCUUUAUCACUUCUUCACUCAUAGAUGUAUUUACAAGAUGUUCCAAUUAUCAAUACUCAUCCAAGAAUAAUAUUGAUCCUACAUUUCCCUUUUUCUAUGGCUUGAUUUUUGAAGUUUGCACUAUAUUUCUUCUUUCUCUUUUUUUUUUUAUAUAUAUAUAGUGGAUAAGUAGCUUUUCCUGUAGACAAAUUUCGACAAUAAGAAUGAUGUCUCACACCCUCCAUGUGUACUCUUCAUUUUCAGGGCUUUCACUUUAUCCACUUAUUUUGCAGCAAGUGUUUUUCUAUACACAAUUUUCGACAAUGAGAAUGAUGUCUCACACCCUCUAUGUGUACUCUUCGUUUCUAGAUUUUUCACAUUGCUCUCUCUCUUUUUUUUUCGAAAUAAGUGAUUUCUCCUCACAAGUCCUAUAGAUCAGGGUGCAAAAAUCUCCAUUAAACUCAAAUAAUCAAUCAAAUUUUCACAUCAAGUAAAUAUUAUCCAUCAAGAUCAUGAAGUGAAAAUCUGUAAAAUCAAAUCCAUGUUAUCUAUCAUGUAUCCAAGGAGUAUUCCAACAUUUCAUGCUACUAGAUCAUUCUUUUGACUCAAUAAUAAUCUUCCUAGUAUCUUUUGGUAUCAAUCAAUCUAAUUGAUUUAAUUUUUCAUGCAUGCAAUAUCAUGUAAAAGAUUUGUAAAUUAGAUAGUUCUGACAGUUCUGUUUUCUAUUUUCAGUUCUAUUUUUAGCAGCAAUAAAUUUGUCAAAAAUAAAUCAAAAUUAUCCUCUGUAUAGCUGUAAUUUCGAAUUUCAGUAAUAUAUAUCUAGGGGAUUGAAAUGUGAGAAAAGGGUCUUCUAGAAUUUCAAAUUUCGGGCUGUUUUUUGUCUGCUGUUUUUGACAGUCUGUUGUUUCUGACAGAAAACCAGAAAAUAGAUGUUGCAAUUUUUCCGAAUUCAGCGAUCUUUUCUUUUUUUUUUUUAGUUGUUGUUCUAAGUUGAAUAAAAUGCAAACACAUGUUCUUAAUCGUCCUACAGCAUAAAUUAAUAAUGAAUACUUCACCCCCCAACUUAAAAAUGACAUUGUCCUCAAUGACAUAGAAAAAUCGAAACAGAAUAUGUAGAAAAUAUAAUUUUCAAGUGAAGCAUGCAUAUAUGCAAAGUUUAGCAUUAAAAAUGUUGUCAUAAAUGAUAAAGCUCCGAAAGACAUCACCUCAACCUCGUUUUUAAUUUUCACUUCGUCUUACACGCCUCCUCCUGCACUUUUUCGAAAAAACAAAUACAGAAACAAGUACUGCGAAAUUCUAAGAAAAAGAGAACUAAAAAAAAAAAAUUUAAACAAAAUGAAAUAAAAACCAUGGGUUGCCUCCCAUGCAGCGCUGAAUUUAAUCUCUUCAGCUGGACAGCUCUUAGAUCAUAUAAGAUGAUCUAUGGCCAUCAAAAUAUAUUUGUAUCCCAAGGUAAGUUUCAUGAUAUUCUUUUUCAGAUUUAGCAUAAAUUCAUAUACUUCAUCUAUAUACCUUGACAUACUUUCAGCCAAAACAAGAUGGAAAUUAACAAAAUUUUCCCAAAAAUAAUAUUUCCAUUUUGAAAAGAAUCUUUCAUCAUUUCUAUCUUGUUUUGUAAGGCUCUCAUUCAUUAAUAAAUACUUCCUAUUAAUAGACCAUAAAAUGUGAUCAGGCCAUAUAAUUUUCGAAUUAGCUCUUACCCAAUCUAAAUUUUUUUCAUCUAAAUUGAUAUCUCUAAUUCUUCCACUCACCCAUUUCUUAAUGUCUUCUUUUAUUUGCAUAAUCUUCCCCUGCUCUAUUUUAUCUUCCAUACAUAUUUGUUCAAUUUGUGAGGAGUGAAAUAUUUAAAGCUUAGAAGUAAUUCGAAUGGGCUGUGGGUUUUGAAGGAUGGAAGGAUUGUCUUCUUUAAUCUCAGAUCUAAUGAAUUCAGUAAAAUUCAAAUUUUCUCCUCCAAAAUUAUCUCUAUAUUCAUAUUCAUUAUUUUUGUUUCUCCCCAUUAGUUGAAUCAACUCUUUUUCUAGCUUUUCGUUUCUCAACUCAUCAAAUUCUUCAUCUUCCCAAUAGCUAUCUUUUAAUUUCGAUAUAUGAUAUACAUCAUCCUCCUCACUAUCAACAUCCAUGGCUGCAAAAUUAUGAUUAGAUUUAUUAAUUUUGUCUCCUAUAUCAACUGAUUUUUCCUCACCUGAAAUAUGUUUUUCUUCAUUUCUGUCCAUACUCCCUUCUACUAAAAUUGGAUGAUUUUUCCAUGAUCAGCUGCUGUUUAUUCAUCUAAGGGCUCUUUCUCCUCAUCAUCCUCACUAUAUUCAUUCAUCAAUUGUGAGCAAUAAAUUAUUUUAUUCAAAUUUUCUGCUACUAUAUUUUCGGCAUUAAUAUUCUCAUUUACUUCUAAUGGCUCAUCGAUUUCUUCUAAUAAUUGGAAAUAAGGAUCAGGUAAAAUAUUCUCACUCAAUGUAUUCACUGACCUAACAUUUUCAUUUCAUGGGUUUUUUUCUAAAUUUAUCCAGCUAGACUCUCCUUGCUGAAAUCUUACUAUUCUUGAAUUUUCUAUGGGCGGACUAGGUGGCUAUCCCUCUUCUCUCUUAUUCCCAAGAGUCUCUAUAAUUUGUUUCUGGUGCAGCAUCAUUUGGUUCAUAGUUUGUUGCAUCAUUUGGCUCAUUUGCUGCAUCAUUUCUAUAGUAUCAUGUUGGGUUUGAGAGGGCUGAUUUUUUUGAAAUCUGUUUUCUUAUUUUGGACGAAAUUCAGAGUUUGAAUUGGAUCUAAGUGCUUCUGGAUUUUGAAUAUUAUUUGGGUUUCUCCACGAAAAAUUAUUCCCCCAAUUAGGAUUAUAAGAAUUAGAAAAAUAUUCCCUAUUUUUACUAAAAUCGUGGGGUACUGCACUUGUUCUUGCCUAGGAUGAUAUUGAAAUUCGAAAUGAUCAUUUUCACCAUACAUAGGAUAUGUACUAUUUGAAUUAAAUUGAGGGUUAAGAGGCUUUCUAAUAUUGUCAAUAAGAAAAUCAAGUUUUUCUAAUCUUUGAUUAAUCUUAUUAACCUCAUUUCUAAAUUUAGAUUCAUUAUCAUGAUGCAAUUCAUGAAUUCCUCUCUUCUUAUCCCUGUCAUAUAAUUCAAAAGAGGCUUGAUCUCUAGAAUUUUCACUUAAAUUCUCAUAAAGAUUGUAAAUCUCAUCAGGGGUUUUCUCCAUAAAAGCUCCUCCACAUAUAGAAUCAACCAUAUUUCUAUGUUGUUCUAAUAAUCCAUCAUAAAAAAUUCUAUUGAGCUGCCACUUGGGUAUAACAUGCUGAGGACAUUUUCUAAGUAAAUCUUUGAAUGUUUCCCAUGUCUCAUGUAAAGUUUCUCCUGGUCUUUGAGAAAAAUUCUAUAUAUGUUUUCUCAUAUUUUGAGUUUUUCCUAAGAGAUAAAAUUUUCGAAGAAAUGCCUAUUCUAUGUCUUUCCAGCUAGUUAAUUCUCUAUCUAAUGUGGAUAGCCAAUGGCUAGCUUUGUCCCUAAGUGUAUGAGGGAACAAUUUCAUCUUAAUAAUUUCCGGUGUAACUUGAGGGAGAUUAACUAAAUCACAGACUAUAUGAAAUUUUUCUAAGUGCUGAUGAGGUUCUUCUAAAGGCAAUCCAUGAAAAUUAGGGAGCAUUUGAAAAAUUCCUGGAUUUAUUUCGAAUUUAACAUUGGGUGCUAAUGGGACUCUAAUAUUGGAUGCUCUUUGAAAUGAAUCAGGGAUAUAAUAAUUUUUCAUGGCCAUAAGAUUUUUCUCAGUUUGACUUGUACUUUCUUCAAGAUCUAUCAAAAUUAAUUUUUCUUUCGGAUUUUUAGUUUUGAAUGAAAUAAUGAAAGGAUUUUCUAGCCUUGGAUGCAAGGAUCUUCUACCAUGCAUAAAAUCAAUAAAUUCGAGGGAAAAAUUUAGUAAUUGUUACCCUCCUUCAGGAUGCUCCAGUCCUUGCCUUGCUUCUUUUCGUUCCCUAAAAAAAAAUCGGCAAAAAGAAAAUAAAACAAGAGUUAAAUUUUUUUUGUGUACUCUAAGAGAAAAAUAGAAAAAUACUAAAUAUUAUGCAAUACAUCCCCGGCAACGGCGCCAAAAUUUGACGUGACUCAGUCGUUGUAUAUUAAAUCACGCAAAUAUAAAAUUUAUAAAACUAGAAAAUACGAAUUUUCAGAUAUUUAGGAGUAUUUCUGAAUAAAUAUAUCAAUUAUAAUUCAAUAAAAAUCCAAAAAUAGCGGUAAUUUUCCAGGUCGAUCCAGGGAUGUAAUAUAAUAUCUGGUAAUUAUUCAGAAUUGUUCUCAAUGAAUACAAUUUUCUAUGAAUUUUAUACUAGAAAAUAAAAAGGAAAUAUAUUUAAAAUUCACGAAAAAGGGAAAUAAGGGUGCGGGCGUCAGGAUGACGUCAGCAUCCGGCGAACGCGAAUCGGGUGGAAAUAGAGUUCCGCCCGGUGAUUCUUACGUAAGCGAUUACAGACGAUUUAAUUAAUCAAAUUAAGAUCUAUAAAAGCCGGAAGAAUCGUAAUAGAACAAAGUAUAUUUUGGUAAAUUAAAAUCACAAAAACUAUCACUAAAUGAAGCGUAAAGUAAGUUGAAAGUAGGAAAAUAAAGUUCCGGCGUCGCGACGGCGAUGCGUCGGCGAUGCACCAGAAUCCUGAGCGUUCGGGAGGAUCGUUGUGCAGUGUCCACGGCCUCGAAGGCUCUCCUUGGACAAAGACGACGUGGGCAAUCUCUAGAUCUUCUCGCGAAGUCUAGAGAUCAAUGAAAUAGGUCACUGAGUCGUCUCCGGCGGCUGUCACCCGGCGGAGCGGAAAAACGGCGACUUUGCGGCUCUCCGGUGGCUGUCAGCCAACGAAGAGGAGCUGGAUGGAGGUGGGGCGCGUGUCAAGGAGCUUCAUCCUCAGGUCCGCACAGCAAGAGGAGGCUCUUCAUCGCAUCUGGUACGCUCUCAGGAGGUGGCGACUCGUCUCCCGGCAGAUCGUCCUCUUCCCGACGACGGCUUAUUCGUCGAUCAAUCGGAGAUCAUUUACUCGAUGGAUUCGCGAUCCUUUUAUCGCGAAUCGUUCAGCAAUUUUAGUAGCAAUGCUCCGUGAAUCGCGUUGACAGGAUUUUCGCCGAUGAUCCAGUGAUUCUGGUUGCUUAAUCCUUCACCGGCGAUCUGCAAGAAAGUCGCGAUAAUCAAAUAAAAAGAUAUAAAUUUUGACUCUGGGAGGAUUCGAACCCGCGCCGGUCGCCCGCCUGUGAGGAAGGUGUGACGCGGGUUUAGUCCCACAUCGGUUGUGCGCCGAUUUUUCAGGCGAAUAUAUAGUAAUGUUAGCUUCGGAAGCAAAGUCACUUCUCUCGCGUGUACGACCACUCCUUGCCCCACAGCCGGCUGGCCACCAGUGACGUGGAAGGGGAGUGGUGCACAUGUGCCCCUAUUGGUCCAAGCUAAGCCGCUCGAGUCCCUGCUCGCGGCUACUCCCGACUGCGCUUCCGACCCGCUUGCGGGCCCGGCUGGCCGGCGGGUCCCCCCAUUUUGCAAUAUUUUUAUUUUUAUUUCUUGUUCUUCAUUUAUCUCAAAAGUAAGACUGUAAAAAUCGUAUAAAAUCACAUAAUUACCCAAAAAUUCACGUUAAUCAACUGAAAACCACUUUUCACACUUUAACACAAAUAUAAGUCUAUUUAUCAUGAGUUAAGGCUAAAACUAUAUUAUUUACUAAUUAUUAACUCAUGAUAAUGAAGACUUAUCAAUCAUCGUGUAGUGUCUACGGCCUCGAAGGCUCUCCUUGGACAAGGACGACGUGGGCAAUCUCUAGAUCUUCUCGCGAAGUCUAGAGAUUAAUGAAAUUGGUCGUCGAAUUGUCUCUGGCGGCUGUCACCCGGCGGAGCGGAAAAACGGCGACUUUGCAGCUCUCUGGCGGCUGUCACCCGAUGGAGAGGAGCUGGAUGGAGGUGGGGCGCAUGUUAGGGAGCUUCAUCCUCAGGUCCACGCAGCAAGAGGAGGCUCUUCAUUGCAUCUGGUACGCUCUCAGGAGGUGACGACUCGUCUCCCGACGGAUCGUCCUCUUCCCGACGACGGCUUGUUCGUCGAUCAAUCAGAGAUGAUUUACUCGAUGGAUUCGCGAUCCUUUUAUCGCGAAUCAUUCAGCAAUUUUAGUAGCAAUGCUUUGGAAAUCACGUUGAUGAGAUUUUUGCCGAUGAUCCAACGAUUCUCGUUGCUUAAUCCUUCACUAGCGAUCUGCAGGAAAGUCGCAAUAAUCAGAUAAAAAUAUAUGAAUUUUGACUCUGGGAGGAUUCAAACCCGUGCUGGUUGUCCGGCCCUUCUGAGGAAGGUGUGACGCAGGUUUAGUCCCACAUCGGUUGUGCGCCGAUUUUUCGGGCGAAUAUAUAGUAAUGUUAGCUUUCUAAGCAAAGUUCCUUCUCUCGCGUGUACGACCACUCCUUGCCCCACAGCCGGCUGGCCACUAGUGACGUGGAAGGGGAGUGGCGCACACGUGCCCCCAUCGGUCCAAGCUGCUCAAGCCCUUGCUCGCGGCUACUCCCUGAUUGAGCUUCCGACUUGCUUGCGGGCCCAGCUGGCCAACGGGUCCCCCAUUUUGCAAUAUUUUUAUUUUUAUUUCUUGUUCUUUAUUUAGCUCAAAAGUAAGACUGUAAAAAUCGUAUAAAAUCACAUAAUUACCAAAAAAUUCACGUUAAUCAACUGAAAAUCACUUUUCACACUUUAACAGAAAUAUAAGUCUAUUUAUCAUGAGUUAAGACUAAAACUAUAUUAUUUACUAAUUAUUAACUCAUGAUAAUGAAGACUUAUCAGUUAUCUUACUCAUAUCUUCGUCUCAAAAAAUUUCAUUAUAAGGUUUUAUCAAAGUUCAUAGUGUACUUCAACUAAUAUAAUUUUAAUUAGGGGACAGCACAUUGUAAAGUUUAUAGGGAAGAGGGCUCAUGGGAAAUAAUUCAUAUGCAAGAUAUUGUAUGUUUAUGAAUGUGUAUCAUUUGAGGUGGUCUAUGAAAUUGUAAAAAAAUUCUACCUCUAAUCAUAAUGGUAUGGGAGAUAGCUAUUUAAAUUUCUUCUCCAAAUGAUUAAAAUAUUUCUAGUUUCCUGUAGCAAUUUCUCUAAAUCCAUUGUGAGAUUGUUAAUAUGGACUAAAAUGGAACUUUAAUAACUUUAAGUUCCACUAGUGUUGAGGCCAUUUCAUUUGUACGAAUAGACUGAAGCCCAGAUGCAAUUUAUGUAACCUAGGGGUAUACAUUGAAUUUACUUUUAUUUCUCAACAAUUGAACUAGAUUCCAUGUAUCUGUUUCGGGGAUAUAUGGAAAUUAUAAUUCGUAGUUUUCGCAAAUUAUCUUUCAUUAAUGUCCAAUCUAAAAUUUACAAAUCUUCUGCAUAGCAUCAAAUAUGACUAAAUAGAUUCCAAGACCAAGAAAACAACAAAGAUGACAUUAUUUAGACACUUGCUACUAAGUGAACGAGUUUGAAGUCCAAAGUAGCCUACAAAACACCCUAAAACUCUUAGAGGAUUAUGAGUAGCCUCGAAUAACACAUUCCUUGACAUUUUCCCACUACUUCAAGCAUUUCAUGUUUUGUAAAAUAAAACUAAAGUCAAAUAAUGAAGUAGCUACAGUUCCUCUAUGAAUCUCACUCUUUUAUAGAUGGCGUUAAAUUAUUUGUAACUAGGUUGUAUAUUAAAAAGGCAUGGCUCAUUUACUUCUAAAAUAGGUUAGGGAUUAUCUAGUAUGUUAGGCUUUUUGAAAUUUCCAUCAUCUUAAAACUUGCUUCAUUCAUAUACCUAUGUUAAACGUCCAGGAAACUAAUAUAAAAUGCUUUCAAAUGAAUGAAUGCUUAGAGAUGACUUUCAAACUUAGUGUAGGAACUGAAUAAGGGCUAUUCUGUAUGGAAGCCGAAAAGAUUCCUAUGAAAGCACUGAAAAUAGGAUACCUGAGUAGACAAGGGCUUCCAUCCUGACGGGCCUUUUAAUUACUUGAUAAAGGAUACAUAUAGAUCGCAAUUUAAUCGAUCUGGGCAUAGCAGGUAUGUCAGACUGACGUGAGAGAGUGCUGAAAUGGAUCGGAGCUGUUCUCUGCGCAAGGUGGCCAGAGGAUCCCCCGUCAUGUCGGAACUUUUAUUGAUAAGUUCAAACACGCAUUGUAGGGGAUAAUUAAUUCAUCAGCAGGUAACAACUACCCGCAUAAAUGCACCUAAUAAGCUACCAAUCUACAUAAUUGUCCAAUAAAUAAAUAUUCUUUUAACUUGUUGUAAUAUUAAAAAUGGCAGGGUCUGACAGUGACCUGCCAGCCUUAGUGUUUUCUUAACGAACUCUCAGCGGGGUCCCAACCGCAGAGCCGUGUGACGAUGUGUCGAUCGUGGACGAGGAAUCCGCAUCGGAUGAUCGAUGGUUCACGAAGUCGAUGACGGAGGGGAUGGGCGACCCGUUCGGGGCCCAUUCCUCCCGUCGGCUAUCUGCACACAGAACUACCGAACGAGUCUUUAAGAUAUCCUCUACAAACUCCGGUCUGUUACUCUGUCCGUCUCUCUCUACCUACCUCUUAAUUUCUCUCUCUCUCUCCCUCUUCUCGUGUUACGCUGUGGCUCCUGUCGCACGUGUGAACUACCGAGUACCUUCUAUGCUAAACCUCCUGCAUAUCAGCCGGUACGUGAAUAUACAUGCACGUUCUAAGUCCGUCCUAAAUAGCUGCAUCCCUCACUCUGUCACCUGAUCCUUACACCGCACCGCCUGUGAAGUGAAGCUGGGCGACCACAUGGCGCAAGGCUGUUUCUUACUCUGUCCGCUUAUCUGUUUUCACUCUCUCCCCAAAAGAUUUACAGUGUCAAUCCAGAACCACCUUCUCCCUCUCUCCUGGUCCCAAGUCGGAAAGACAUCAGGCCAUCAGCUCCAUGAAGCGUGGCCCCUAACGAGUCCCCCCAUCCUUGCUGAUUAUGAAAGGUGCCGUCUAAGCCAGAGGACUAGCAACAGGGGCCAGUUGCUCCCACCGGACAGAAUCUUGGCUAGCGUUGUGUGCCCCCGUACAUUUCUAAUUUAAUGUGGCAGGCUCCUCUUUCUCCUCUCUCCCCUUCCCUCCCUGCCUCUCUCUCUGUGUAGGAGUGGCCAGAGUAACGUGGGCUGUUAGUCUCGGCGGCUGUGAUCUGCAUGUUAUUCCGAACCCAUCAGUUGCAGAGGUCGGGGGUAGGUCUAUCGAUGGGUGAAAACUCGGGACGAAUGCAAUCCAAGGGUGUUUUCGUAAUAAGAAAGUAGGAAAUCGGCGGCAUCGAGGCGACAAAAAGCGAAAUCAGGAGGCGUCGGCUUCUGCCACCGCUAUGGUUUCUCUGCAGAACCCCAUCAGGGUUCGUCCCCUCCCUUCUCAUUUUAGCUUUUUCGUUCCUUGGCUUUUCUUUCGCCGUUUAAAAUAUUCUGGAUCCGCAGAAAGGAAGCCCAGCGAGAGAGAGAGAGGAAUAGGAUUCAUGUUUGUACUGUGGCCGCAAUCCUCUGACUGUAGAAUAAUACAGUAAACAGUAAUCCACUAAUCGCGAGAAACCUACCCAACCCAAUCACGUAAGUCUUUCCAGAAUGGAGAAGAAACAGUGUAAGGGGGUUGAACACCAGACCGAAUAGAUAGAUAUCAUAUACAGCCUAACAGAGUACAAGCGAACAACACAGGCUUCCAGACCUUGUACAUGUAAAGAGAAAGAAAAUGAAGAAAAGCCAGGGAAACCAUAGGAACAUGUCAUCUCAAUGUUAGAAAACAUUGAAGCAGGAAGAGAACUCUCUCUCUCCCUCUCCCCCCCCGCCCCCUCUCUCUCACUCUUUAUAUAUAUACCGAUGAGUUAAUGUGACGAAAGGUGAGAUCAUCUUCCUUGCAAUCAGAUCUCCUUAAAUCCUCAUUGUGACAGAUUAUAAGCCCUUUAUCCGUCCGUCAGCUCCUCAUCCACCGUUGAUGUUGCUGUUACUUUGGCAGUUCUCUUCUGUCAUCUUGCCGAGGAUCAAGGAAUGUACGUCCUCCUUUCCCAAUCCAUGGGUCAUUAUUUUUUACGAAAAAUGGAAAAAAUAUCUAUGGAUUGAGAAGGGGGAUGCGGUGACUUCUAUAUUGAGUGAAGUUACGAUCUCAAAGGACUUCUAUAAGUGGUGAACAAGAUGAACAAGACGAAGAACAAGGAUAUAGAUGAGGAAAAGGAAGAAAAAUAUGAAUGAUGGGAAAGAAGAAUAUCUAGAAGCGGAGAAGGAUGGUAAUGAUGAACAAAUAUGUGUACGGAACUGAGGGAUGUUUAGUUGGAUCUAUGGACUGAGGCACCAACUACAAGGUCUCUUUCUUCUGAAAUUACGGCACGCUUGCCAGGAAGAGGAUGCUCAGGAUAGACCAGCGAAGAGGGGAGGCAGAAGAGACUACCCUUACUGAACCAUUGCCAUGAAGGAGCCGGCCGCGGCGGCUGCUGCUGCAGCGGCAGCCGCUGAUUGGUUCUCACCACCGCUGGAGGUGCCGUUGACAACGGGCCUCUGCUGGUACUGGAUCUUGUAAGCCAUCUUGCCCUUCUCGUCGUCCUCAUCAUCGUCAUCGUCCGCCUGCUCCACCCCAUCGCUGUCGGUCUCUUCCAGCUUGUCGGAAUCCUCCUCCGGUUCUCUCUGCGCCUGCUGGUCCAUCAGGUUCUUCAUAAUGUCUUCUGGCUUCAUAUGUGGGCACAGUAAUCAAUUAGAUCAACCGUUCCCCGAAGCGGGUCAACCGGAGGAAAAGAAUUGCAGUUCAAAUGACGGAAAAAAUUGUGUUUUAGAGCACAAAAUACCUUCUUCGCCGGUUCGUCGGCGCUGGUCCCUUCGUCAACAAAGCCAGAACGGCCGCUACCACUGAGGGAUGAAGAUCCGUUUCCCUCAGCUUCUCUACCAUUGUUCCUCUUGAGAUCCGAUUCCAUGUGGGAUCGCUGAGGGACUGGCUGAGAAGUGGGGAAAGACACCUCGUGCUGCUCUAUCUCAGCUCUGUGAAGAUCGCUCGAGCUGCUGCCGGCUCCGACGUUCUUCUUGCGGUAGAGGGCGUCCAGGUGGUGGAAGUACGGGCAAGUCUUAGCAUCCUCGGGACGCUUCUUCUUGCUGUCCUUUACCUUCUUGAAGUAUUUGUUGAUAUUCUCCCACUUCUCCUUGCACCGCUUGGCGCUCCUGUUGUACCCCAUCCGCCGCAUUCCCGCAGCGAUCUCCUCCCACAGAGGAGCCUUGGGCCCCGCUUCCUGGUACCUAGUUUCCAUUCCACUCCGCAGACUUAUGAGCGCGUGCACCUCCGACUUGGGCCACCUUGACGACGCCGGGUCUAUCACCUCUUGUGUCUCCUGCUGUAGCGCCACAUCCAAGGGCGGAGCUUGUGCACGGCCUAAUAAUUCGGAUGCCUGUUGAUGGACGGUCUGUAGUGGAGGGUGCGGCCUCUUAGCUGAUGACGAGGUUGGCACUGUUGCCACCAUAUUCACCGCUUGUUGCUGUGGCGCAGCAGGCGGAGCAACGGCCGUGGAAAUGGCCGGCGGCAAAGGUAUGGUGUGUCCCGUCAUCUUUUGCAGGAAGGCCAAUAUGGUGGCAUCCCUAGUUGCAGACAUGGUGCGCUCCUGAGUCAUCGCCUCGUGCUCGCGGGUUAGACGCGCCAUCUCCUGCCGCCGCCAUGCCUCCUCUCUGAUCAUCCUGUCUUGCUCGCGCUUCUCGAUCAUCUCCAGGAACUUCUCCUGCAACGCCUCUUGCCUCUCCAUCACCUGCCUCGUCAAGCCCUCGAAGAAAACCAUCAUCUUCCUCUUUCCCCUGCUACCACCGCCGCCGCCCUUGCGCUUGCGUUUCGCCUGUUCCCCGGGGAGACCCUCCUCCGUGUCUUGUCCGUCCGAGUCAGAAGCCGAGGAGUUAUCCGAGGAGAAGUCGGCAAGGGCCCCCACGCGGUCCGGGAUCAGGUAAGGUGACCCUCCGACGUGCGGAGGAAUGGCGUUCAAGGGAGACGGCUGCAGCCUAGCUGAGGAGUUGCCCAUGUCAACCGACGGUGGCAGAGGGUCAGGGGCACCGCCUCCCGCAGUGACGGCGGGUGUUUUCGUGCUGCCGUAGAGGGCUUCCAACUGCCUGAAGAAGCGGUAGCUCUUGCCAUCCUGGCGGCCAGCGCGGCCGUCCUUUGUGCGCUUGUAAUACUUCUGGACGUUCUCGAAUUUCUCCUUGCACUUCUUGGCGCUCCUCUUGUAUCCCAGUUGGGUCAAUUUCCUACACAGAAACAAGAGAACUUUCAUGACUUGCUGUCUUCAACUGUCAUCGAACGAGAGAUCGUUGAUGAAUCUGUGCCGAUAAUUAAUACUGUUCCUACGAAAACAGCCGUGGGGGAGGGCGGAUGACGCAGAAAUCAGAGGGAAUGAGGGACAAUAGUUGCAAAUUAUCCGGAUUCGGAGAAUGCAUGAGUUUCUGGGAAGAUGCGGCUAUUCGGUUCUUCAUUUUUCUUCAAAUGAAUUGCUACAUGGGUUGCCGAAUGGGGGAAUGGAAAAUAUUGGAGAAUUCGUUUGGCCUGGAGUCAUCCAAAGGAUCUCGGCGAUUCCCACCUAAUUGUAGUUAGCAGAAAUUCUCUAGGAUUGAAAAAUAAAGGACAAAAGAUGUUGGAGAAGGAUAGAGCUAAACUGGAAAUAGGUCCAUAGAUAUUUUUGUCAGACACAGAGAGCGAGAGAGAGAGAGAGAAAGAGAGAGAGAGAGAGAGAGAGAGGAGGGAGAGAGAGAGAGGGAGAGAGAGAGAGAGAGAGAGAGAGAGAGAGAGAGAGAGAGAGAGAGAGAGAGAGAGAGAGGGGGAGAGAGAGAGAGAGGAGAGAGAGAGAGAGAGAGAGAGAGAGAGAGAGAGAGAGAGGGAGAGAGAGAGAGAGAGAGAGAGAGGAGAGAGAGAGAGAGAGAGAGAGAGGGAGGGAGAGAGAGAGAGGGAGAGAGAGAGAGAGAGAGAGAGAAGGAGGGAGAGAGAGAGAGAGAGAGGGAGAGAGAGAGAGAGAUCUGGCUGUAUCGACGGCGGCGGAGGUCUAUCUUCCCGAGAGAGAGGUCACCAGAAAACCACGACAAUGGGAAGCAGCCACAAUGGCAUAUACAGAAGCACAAUCACCCUCCAUAGUCUCUGGAAAUAGACGCUAAUCUUUCUGCACUCAUCUGCGCCACAAUCUCAUCUCAUCCGUACUCUUUUCCUUGCGAUUGUUCUUUCCUUCUUUCGUCCACUAUUCCCUCUCUUCGCCGUCUCCUUUUUGGGCUGAAAUCCAGGAAGAUCCUUGUCUGAACACAGGCAGCUCACUCCCACACAGAAGGUACAUUUCCUUUCUUCCUCUGUAAGCCCCCACAGCACAACAGGCCGCUUAUCGCAAAGACUUACAGAAGUGGGUGAUCUCAGAAUGAGCGAAGAAGGAAGAGAGAGUGUGGGAGCAUUCUCAGAGGGUAGAAAGGAAGAGAAGAAGGAAAGCAGAAGAGGACGGGCACGACUGGAAUCCGCCACCGAAUUGCCAUCUGAGUCUGAAUUAGGGUAGCCGGAGGCCAUUCAUAGAGUGGUUUUUUACCUGGAGACCUCCUCCCAGAGAGGGCCUUUGAGCGUGGCAUCCCGGAAGGCACCAUCCAUCUCGGAGCGGAUCCUGAGAAGCGCCAGCGUCUCCUCCUGUGGCCAUCGGUUCCCUGGAACACCUCCCCUCUCCGUCUCCUCCCCCACAGCGGCCAUCGUCCCCUCAUCGGAGAAACCCUCCGGCGCCACCGGAGCAAGCUCGUCGAAAUUGCCCGUGCGAAGCGGCUGUCGGCUGGUGAUGGGGGAGGGCGCCUCAGCCAGCAUCGGCGACGGCGGCAGAGGCGGCUGCUGCUGACCGGCCUCCGCCUUCUGCUGUUGGUGCGGCUGCUGCGGAAUUCCAAGCACGUGAGCUCUGCUUCCCGUUCCGGCGGCCACGAAGGGGCUCAUUUCCAGGGGAACCCCAUACUGGGACCCUCCGUCCUGCAUAACUGCGAACUCCUCGUCCCCGUUCCUCUCUUCCUUUCUACUGCGGUCACUGCACCUUUAUCUCCCAGGCUAUAUUGUGUAUGUUUCUAGUCGGCAAGGGUGGUGACGGCUGCAGCGGCGCCAAAUCUCGUAUUCCUCUUCCUCCCUCCCCGAUCGGUAAGGAGAAGGACGGAGAGGGAGAAGGAGGUUGUCGAGUAUUGGUGCAAUUCGAGCCCAGGAAGGGAAUUUAAGAUGAAAAGGGUCUCGAAAUGACCCCCCGAAGGGGCGAGGAGACGGGAUGUGGAGAGGGACAGCGGGAAGGAGAAUGGUGAAGUUGGGAGAAGAAGGAAGAGGAAAUAAGAUGGGAAUUCGCAGGGAUUAAAAGGAUGCAUGAUUCAGCGCUGACAUACUGAAUCAAAAUCAUGCAAAUACACGCACCGGCGCACAUAUAUAAUUAAAUGUAAGGAAAGAAGAAGAGGAUGGAGGGAAGGAGGAAGAAAGGAUACGAAGACGGCGGGAGCUGGAAGGGAAGAGAGAGAGAGAGAGAGAGAGUACAGAAUAUGAGUGAUGGUGAUGAGGUGGGAGUGCUAGUAAUGGGGAGGGUGAAGAAAACGAGAUGCUGCGUUGUCGGGCGCUUACUUUGCUUGGUUGCCUAAUAAGAGUUGGGUUCUAAGACCUCCACCUCGACAUAGAGAGAGAGAGAGAGAGAGAGAGAGAGAGAGAGAGUAUGAGUUAUGACACUAGAAAAAUGCCGAAGUGAAAAAGAGGUAUGAAUGCACAGUUAUGCCUUUGGGGGGAUGGGGGGGGGGGAGGAGAGAGAGAGCUUCUCCCUAACAGUGCCGUGCAGCGCACAGCACAGCCUCACAUGGCUUCACCUGGGUUGCCGUGGGAGAUCGGAAUAUAUCCGCCGAUCAUGUAACAAAAUCUCUUUAACCUCUCCGGCCGGGCCCGCUGAGCAGGAAGGGCCGCCGCCCUCCCCGAAGCUUGCGGGUUGGCAGUUAAAAUAACGGCGGCGGUGGUAAAACUAGGCGUCAGCCAGAACGGAGGAUCUCGAAACCCACCUUUACAGACUCGGAAACUGUGGAUAAAAUAACGACGCCCGAUUAAUUGGUAAUAAAAUAAUACCGGUAAUAAAGAAAGUGGGCGGCGACACAUCGGAACAGCUGUAUCGGGCCCCACCGGGCGAGAGGGACCGGACGCGCCGGUCGAUCCCACGGAGGAGACGACCAGCUUACUACGGCCCCUCCCACCUAGCGACGUGAACUUGUCGGAUUCACACGUCAGCGCGCACGGUAGAUCGGGCGACCGAUCCCAUGAGGGCAUGGUUGGCUGUUUAAGGCGGCGCCGCGAUUCCCAAAUCUGGAAAACGUUUGGAAGCUUACGCGCUUAUUAACGGGCCGUCAGUCAUUAACGGAGGUUGUUAAGCGGGCCCACCCACCCCGCCUGAUGUAGGGGCGUGAUGCAAUCUCUCUUUCUUCCCGACGCCCACCGUCGCAGUCACCGUGAUGUACUGAGGGAUUCUGGUUCGUCGCCGUCGAUGACACCGAGAGAGAGAGAGAGAGAGAGGGAGUCAGUUAGAGGGCUUCCUGGGGACCACCGCCAUGUGCGGCAUUGUGGAUGAGAGAUGAGAGAGAAAACUACUGCCGCGAGAAGAGAUGAGCCGCCGGCGCCGGUGAGGGGCCGCCGCGGUGAAAUCACUGUCCCCACCUCAUUACUCCUCAUUCCAUCGUCUCCCUAAUGAAGGGCCCGUGGGGCACGGCCUUGGGGGACCAUGACAGGCUGGGGGCACAAUUGGGUCACGUGGCCAUAUUUGGGCCCGAAGGCCACCCAUUGCUUGCCCCCACCGCCCCUCCCUCCCCCCCCCGCUCCCCCUUCAACCUCAACCUCAACCUCACCACAUGUAAUCAAGUCGUCAAAUUUCGCAAUAAUAAGCGCGGUGAAACACCAAAGUUGCCCACGGGCCCGACGUGGGCAAUGGGGCGGAGCUUAAGGGUGGGGCUCCACCCUCCAGCGGGGCUGAUAAUGUCAGUGCUUAACUUGCCAAGGUGUUCUGGGUAAGUCCUUGCCGUCCUUUCCCCAUAGAACGGCGCAAGGGUGAGGCCUAUCUUUCUCUCUCUUUCCCUGUGCGGCACAUGGGUAAUUCUCACGCCCGCCGAAUGGUAGAGUCUGGACGCACGAACCAACAUGCCGCUCCUCCGCGGCAGCGCUUAAAGGACUUCAUUUGGAUUAAUUAAUCCCCUGAGGCUGCGUGGCCCUUUUCUUCUCGUCAAGGGAUGGAGAGAGAAAGAGAGAGACGGAGAGAGAAAGUAAGAGAGAGAGAGAGAGAGAGAGAGUUAUUACGGCCAACAGAAACCGCUGCCAUAUAGUAGAGAAGAAAUCUAGAUCAACUGAUCACCAGCUACAGACCAAGGUCUCAUAAUGGUUAUUCGACUGUAUUAUUUUACACCAAUUCCCAGUAAUCUCUCCAAUACCUGAUCCGAGCCGGCGACGAUCCGAGUCUCGUUGCAAGUCGGGCGGAGAAGUACAGAAUGUCGUCCGAGCUAGGGCAGAGAGCUGGGAGAGUCUGUCCGCCGUCUCCGGGGCAGAAGAACAUCAGCAAGACCAUCACGAGACUCCGACGACUGCCCAGGUCAGAGAAACUUUCCCGUCCAACCGCCGUGUCGGCGCCGCCUCUUGCGUCGUUUGUACAACCGUGGUUCCAGCGGCGUCGAGCGAGACUCGGACCGUGCGGGGUCCCUCUUCAUCGGUGGGAUGCACAUGUUGCCCGGCUAGGCGGUGUUCGUGCCCAUCUACCCUUCCCCCGCCAUCUCCCCCCAUGUUUGUCCAGCCGUAGUAGACUACGACGAGUAGUUAGGUGAAAGAGAAAUUGACAUGUCGGCACUGGACGUCGUAGAAGGACCGCCGCCCCCGAAGGCUCGCCGGCGCACCGCCGGAGACGGCUGCAGUGGGGACGGCGGGGCCAGGGUGUGAUGCCCUCUACCCAUCCUCUUCAUGUGUGGAUGUCUUUCUACCUCUUCGGCAUUAUAUUUAAAAUGUGGGACCGUCAUGAAAGCGUUGAAAACGAUGGAGCCGCCUCCUUGGGCGUCAAAUGGACUCGGGGAGCGACUGGAGAUCUGGUGAAGGGAAGAGACACGUAUCUUCACCUUCCCUUUCAUUCAUCAGUAGGCCGGCUCAGGCAUCCAACACAGGUGGACUCUCUGACGGAAGGUCCGACUUUAAACCAGACCGGAGACUGAAUGGGGCGACUAUUUGAGACCAUUUGUACAAUUAUGAGUUCAUUUUAAAUGCUCAUGAAAAAGAUGUAAAAACAUAGAGAUUAAGGGUGAGAUGUACCUUUGUGCUAUAAUUUAUCCACUUCUGAGGACAAGGAACAGUUGCAAAUUGGUCACAAAUGGUAUGUAAAACCAUUCUAAUAGUUAGACUCAAGUGCCCAGUGGCUAAAUUAUGGUUACUGAAGUGAUUGUGGCUAAAAAACAGUGUAUCAAUGACGAAACUUGUGUAAAAUACUAAAUUUAUUGUAAAUGCUCUAGAAAUAGUUGAACAACUUUAGAAAUCAAUGAUCUUGCAUUGCCUUACUUAUAUUAUCGGUUUUUCAUUUUAAAAACAAAGAGCUACCGCAAUAAAGGUCACAAAUAGUUACCAAAAUCAUUUUAAUAGUUAAACUCAAGUAUCCAGUUGCCAAAUCAUGAUCACUCAAGUUAUGGAAGCUUAGCUCUUCAUUUUAAGUGAGGAAAGUUUUAUACCAUAAUAAGUUUGAUGUAAAUCUGCUUGAAAAAAUUGUAAACAUUGAUAAAUGAGUGAUCAGGUUUAGCCUUUUUGUAUUAUCACUUUUAAAAGGAUUUAUGAAAAAACUUUUUGCAAACACUUACGAAACCAUUCUAAUAGUUGGGCUCAAGUGUCCAGUGGCUCUUGAGUUAGACAUAUGGCAUAGAAGACUUUGACAUGUUAGCACUCUAAUAAUUUAGAAACUACCUAUACUAAAUCCAUUUAGUAGCCCUCUCAAAAUAGAAAAUGAUGGUAAUUAUAUUUUUGAAAGAUACAUAAAAGACAAGACUCAAAACUACUUUAAUCAUAAAGAUCACAUUUAAACAACAAAACCUAUAGACUUGUUGCAGGUUGAUUUAUUCGAUUAUUCUUUGAUAUAUAGUCUUUUGAGAAAGUUUUUUUUUUGUAAUCAUUGAUGAUUUUUCUAAACUUACGUACAUAUAUAUUUUAGCUCACAAAAAUGAAACUUUAGGAUAUUCUAUAAAAUUCAAUAACUAUUUCAAAAUGAAUUGCCAUGCUGACGUGACUUAGUCGUUUUAUAUUAAAUCACGCAAAUAUAAAAUUUAUAAAACUAGAAAAUACGAAUUUUCAGAUAUUUAGAAGUAUUUAUGAAUAAAUAUAUCAAUUAUAAUUCCAUUAAAAUUCCAAAAAAUAGUGGUAAUUUUCCAGGUCGAUCACAGGGAUGUUAUGUAAUAUCUGAUAAUUAUUCAGAAUUUUCCUCUAAGAAUAACAUUUUCUAUGAAUUUUAUACUAAGAAAUGAAAAGGAAAUAUAUUUUAAAUUCACGAAAAAAAAAGGAAAUAAGGGUGCAGACGUCAAGAUGACGUCAGCGCCCGACAAACGUGAAUCGGGCGAAAACAGAGUUCCGCCUGGUGAUUCUUACGUAAGCGAUUACAGAUAAUUUAAUUAAUCAAAUUAAGAUCUGUGAAAGCCGGAAGAAUCGUAAUAGAACAAAGUAUAUUUUGGUAAAUUAAAAUCACAAAAAGUAUCACUAAAUGAAGCGUAAAGUAAGUUAAAAGCAGGAAAACAGAGUUCCGAUGUCGCGACAGCGAUGCGUCGGCGAUGCACCGGAAUUCUGAGUGUUCGGGAGGAUCAUUGUGUAGUGUCUACGGCCUCGAAGGCUCUCCUUGGACAAGGACGACGUGGGCAAUCUCUAGAUCUUCUCGCGAAGUCUAGAGAUUAAUGAAAUUGGUCGUCGAAUUGUCUCUAGCGGCUGUCACCCGGCGGAGCGGAAAAACGGCGACUUUGCAGCUCACCCGAUGGAGAGGAGCUGGAUGGAGGUGGGGUGCAUGUUAGGGAGCUUCAUCCUCAGGUCCACGCAGCAAGAGGAGGCUCUUCAUCGCAUCUGGUAUGCUCUUAGGAGGUGGCGACUCGUCUCUUGA